Molecule: messenger RNA, 1261 nt
Organism: Tachysurus vachellii
Lineage: Eukaryota; Metazoa; Chordata; Actinopteri; Siluriformes; Bagridae
Exons: 2
Coding region: 17-1057 (346 amino acids)
Source: RefSeq, a predicted model, not a curated record
CCUGGCCGUCUGAUCCAUGUUCAAAAUGGCAAGUGCGAAUCCAGAGCAACCUGAAGAGAUUAACAUCCAACAAAGAAAGAAUCCACGUGGAAUAUGGGAGAACUUCAUCACAGGGCAGCAUGUGAGUUUAGAGAGACUGAGAGAGCGAAUGCAGAUGGUGAAGUACUUAAUGAGGGAGAUCCCACCUUACCCAACUCCAGUUGAAUUUUGGGUUUCAGAUGUAGCCCAUGUUACUGCAGAGACAGGAUUCAGGGGGAUAAUGGAGUCUGAGCAGUUCAGACCUCCUAAUAGUGAGUUCUCAUGGUGGUACUUAAAAAUUAAAGAAGAGGAGAUAAGAGCAGCAGAGACAGGCUACAUGAAGACUAAUUUUCUAAAACAAGCACUAGAGCUGAAGGAACAGAAGCCGUUCCUAGAGAAGUUCACCACAUCACCUCUCUUUCAACUAGAGAAAUCCCGCUACGGCAAUUAUCGCUUCACGUUUCCGCUCACUGAUCUGAUGAAGUGGUACAAAGAACAGAACUGUCGAGGAGAAGAGCCGGUUCUCAGGGUGUACGAGACCAUCACCUACAGACAGGAGAUUGUGUACACUGUGCUGAUUCACAGUCCUGAGGAUAACGAGCGUUUUGGAGAAUAUCCACUUCUUGAAGCGAGUGAGUGGGUUCGUUAUCAGGAUGGGAAGAUCAUCUGGAAAGCACAAGCCAUUUGUGGAACCCACUGGUAUGACUUUGUUUCAGGAGAAGUGCAAAUGCUGGAUACUCAUGAAUUUUAUGUCUGGGAUCAGGUUAGUUUAGUCUUUCACCUACCAAAAGCUAAAGCCCUGAAAAUCCCCACAGAACGACUUAUAGAAGCUCUCGAGGCCUGUGAACUUGAUGAGAUAAUAGAUCUCUCAGGGUACAAAGGUCCAAAAAACAAAGAGGAAUGCUACAUGGAAGCAAAGGAGGAAGUGAUGCAAUUGAAAAGAGGGUUGAACAAGAUGGAGAAAGAAGAAAAGGAUGAAGAUCAAGAGGAUGAGGAUGAAGAUGAAGCAAAACUGAAAAAUACUGAUGACUUAUUUUAACGUAUUUUAAUUUAGAGUGUAACUUCUAGAAAUUGUGAAACUAUUAAACUAUUUUGAUGUUUCUACUGUAACCAUUGUAAUUCUUAAAAAAUAGAAUCUCAUGAGUUUUAAUUUCUCUGAUUGUUAAUCUUGAUGUAAUCUUACAUUUUUUAAGGAAGAUGUGAUCUUUGUUAAAGAACAAUAAAAAGUCAUUUAACCUCCUGA